Messenger RNA from Piliocolobus tephrosceles (Ugandan red Colobus), 2390 nucleotides. It is a transcript of the gene SLC22A17, whose product is annotated as solute carrier family 22 member 17. Lineage: Eukaryota; Metazoa; Chordata; Mammalia; Primates; Cercopithecidae. Gene Ontology annotation, molecular function: transmembrane transporter activity. The coding region runs from base 498 to 2060 and encodes 520 amino acids. Gene Ontology annotation, biological process: transmembrane transport. The record is from RefSeq and is a predicted model, not a curated record. Gene Ontology annotation, cellular component: membrane. The transcript is spliced from 10 exons.
GAAAGCAGCGCAGAGAUCGCAGAGACCAAGGAGGCGCCCGCGGCUGCAGAGCUGCGGAGCGGGAUCUCUUCGGGCUCUCUGGGUCCCGGCAGUCGGCGCGCAACUGGGCCAGAGGGCAGCGCAUCCUUUCGGCGCGGGCUGGCAGGGCCCCUGCGGUCAGCAAGCUGGCUCCCCGGGUGGCCACCGGGACCCCCGAGCCCAAUGGCGGGGGCGGCGGCAAAAUCGACAACACUGUAGAGAUCACCCCCACCUCCAACGGACAGGUCGGAACCCUCGGAGAUGCGGUGCCCACGGAGCAGCUGCAGGGUGAGCGGGAGCGCGAGCGGGAGGGGGAGGGAGACGCGGGCGGCGACGGACUGGGCAGCAGCCUGUCGCUGGCCGUGCCCCCAGGCCCCCUCAGCUUUGAGGCGCUGCUCGCCCAGGUGGGGGCGCUGGGCGGCGGCCAGCAGCUGCAGCUCGGCCUCUGCUGCCUGCCGGUGCUCUUCGUGGCUCUGGGCAUGGCCUCGGACCCCAUCUUCACGCUGGCGCCCCCGCUGCAUUGCCACUACGGGGCCUUCCCCCCGAAUGCCUCUGGCUGGGAGCAGCCCCCCAAUGCCAGCGGCGUCAGCGUCGCCAGCGCGGCCCUAGCAGCCAGCGCUGCCAGCCGUGUCGCCACCAGUACCGACCCCUCGUGCAGCGGCUUCGCCCCGCCGGACUUCAACCAUUGCCUCAAGGAUUGGGACUAUAAUGGCCUUCCCGUGCUCACCACCAAUGCCAUCGGCCAGUGGGAUCUGGUGUGUGACCUGGGCUGGCAGGUGAUCCUGGAGCAGAUCCUCUUCAUCUUGGGCUUUGCCUCCGGCUACCUGUUCCUGGGUUACCCCGCAGACAGGUUUGGCCGUCGUGGGAUUGUGUUGCUGACCUUGGGGCUGGUGGGACCCUGUGGAGUAGGAGGGGCUGCUGCAGGCUCCUCCACAGGCGUCAUGGCCCUCCGAUUCCUCCUGGGCUUUCUGCUUGCCGGUGUUGACCUGGGUGUCUACCUGAUGCGCCUGGAGCUGUGCGACCCAACCCAGAGGCUUCGGGUGGCCCUGGCAGGGGAGUUGGUGGGGGUGGGAGGGCACUUCCUGUUCCUGGGCCUGGCCCUUGUCUCUAAGGAUUGGCGAUUCCUACAGCGAAUGAUCACCGCUCCCUGCAUCCUCUUCCUGUUUUAUGGCUGGCCUGGCUUGUUCCUGGAGUCCGCACGGUGGCUGAUAGUGAAGCGGCAGAUCGAGGAGGCUCAAUCUGUGCUGAGGAUCCUGGCUGAACGAAACCGGCCCCAUGGGCAGAUGCUGGGGGAGGAGGCCCAGGAGGCCCUGCAGGACCUGGAGAAUACCUGCCCUCUCCCUGCAACAUCCUCCUUUUCCUUCGCUUCCCUCCUCAACUACCGCAACAUCUGGAAAAAUCUGCUUAUCCUGGGCUUCACCAACUUCAUUGCCCACGCCAUUCGCCACUGCUACCAGCCUGUGGGAGGAGGAGGAAGCCCAUCAGACUUCUACCUGUGCUCUCUGCUGGCCAGCGGCACCGCAGCCCUGGCCUGUGUCUUCCUGGGGGUCACCGUGGACCGAUUUGGCCGCCGGGGCAUCCUUCUUCUCUCCAUGACCCUUACCGGCAUUGCUUCCCUGGUCCUGCUGGGCCUGUGGGAUUAUCUGAACGAGGCUGCCAUCACCACGUUCUCCGUCCUUGGGCUCUUCUCCUCCCAAGCUGCCGCCAUCCUCAGCACCCUCCUUGCUGCUGAGGUCAUCCCCACCACUGUCCGGGGUCGCGGCCUGGGCCUGAUCAUGGCUCUAGGGGCGCUUGGGGGGCUGAGCGGCCCGGCCCAGCGCCUCCAUAUGGGCCAUGGAGCCUUCCUGCAGCACGUGGUGCUGGCGGCCUGCGCCCUCCUCUGCAUUCUCAGCAUUAUGCUGCUGCCGGAAACCAAGCGCAAGCUCCUGCCGGAGGUGCUCCGGGACGGGGAACUGUGUCGCCGGCCUUCCCUGCUGCGGCAGCCACCCCCUACCCGCUGUGACCAUGUCCCGCUGCUUGCCACCCCUAACCCUGCCCUCUGAGCGGCCUCUGAGUACCCUGGCGGAGGCUGGCCCACACAGAAAGGUGGCAAGAAGAUCGGGAAGACUGAGUAGGGAAGGCAGGGCUGCCCAGAAGGCUCAGAGAUACCUUACGCCAGCCAUCGCGAGAGCUCAGAGGGCCAUCCCCUCCCUGCCUCCUCCUUGCUGCUUUGCGUUCACUUCCUUGGCCAGAGUCAGGGGACAGGGAGAGAGCUCCACACUGUAACCACUGGGUCUGGGCUCCAUCCUGCGCCCAAAGACAUCCUCCCAGACCUCAUGAUUUCUUGCUCUAUCAUUCUGUUUCAAUAAAGACAUUUGGAAUAAAUGAGCAUA